Punica granatum (pomegranate) is the source of this 513-nucleotide messenger RNA. The record is from RefSeq and is a predicted model, not a curated record. Lineage: Eukaryota; Viridiplantae; Streptophyta; Magnoliopsida; Myrtales; Lythraceae.
AUGUGUUGUGCACUCGUGUGGGUCAUGCAAAAGCUCCAGCAAUACACUCUCUACCAUACUAUUCGCCUGCUGUCAACGAUAGAUCCCUUGAAUUACCUGUUCGGCAAUCCGUCCUCCAUGAGGAACAUAGCAAAAUGGCGCUGUCAACUGACAGAGUACGACAUCGAGUAUGUGUCGAGCACAUCGGUGAAGGGCCAAGCAAUUGCAGAUCAUCUAACAGAGUUUCCGAUUGAUGACGAUACACCGAUCAACUCUGACUUUCCAGACGAAGAGGUCCUCCAAGUGAGUGAUGAGGAGAAGAAUCCAGGAUGGAAGAUGUACUUUGACGGCGCAUUCAAUUCCACCGGGUUUGGUAUUGGUGCAGUGCUGAUAUCCCUUGAGAGGCGUCAUUUCCCUGUUGCAGCAAAGAUUGAUUUCUCCUACACCAACAACGUAGCCGAAUACGAAGCGUGUAUCCUUGGCUUGCAAGCGGCAAUCGACUUCAAAUUCAAGGAGCUAGAAGUGUUUUGGUGA